Molecule: messenger RNA, 2589 nt
Organism: Colletotrichum abscissum
Lineage: Eukaryota; Fungi; Ascomycota; Sordariomycetes; Glomerellales; Glomerellaceae
Product: acetamidase
Exons: 8
Coding region: 1-2589 (862 amino acids)
Source: RefSeq, a predicted model, not a curated record
AUGGGCGAUAAUCAAGAUCAGCCUUUCACUUCGGAAAGCGAAGGUUCCACCAGGCUGCCUACAAUAAAGCCUGGGAUCAAUACACAAACACCGACACCGCCAUGGAAACUACGCGUCGCGCAGAAGCGUGCAGAACAAUACGCCAAGAUUCCCGUUGGAUGGCGUAUCGACCAAACUGUUCCCCCUCCCAAAGACACGGACACCUUUCUUCGUUCAUCUGGAGUCUUGAGCGCGGAAGAGCUUGCUUGUACGGAAGUUGAAGACAUCCAAGUCUUACUUGAGCAGAUUGCGACUCGAAAGUUGAGCGCAGUCCAAGUCCUCAAAGCGUUCGCGAAGCGAGCAGCCAUAGCCCAGCAGCUAGUGAAAUGCUGCACAGAGCUCAUAUUUGAAGAGGCUCUCAAACGAGCCAAGGCUCUAGAUGUCCAUCUAGAGUGGACAGGCUCCGUAGUUGGGCCGUUGCAUGGACUCCCGGUAUCCCUUAAGGACAUAUUCGACGUCAAAGGGUUUGACUCUACCAUCGGCUGGGUUAACCUCAUUGGGAAGCCGUCGAAAGAAAACAGCGUCUUCUCAGGUGGCGAAGCGGCACUCGUAGGCUGUCAUGGUAGUUUGGUCGGGAUCGGAACAGACACCGGUGGUUCCAUACGUAUCCCAGCAGCUCUGCAGGGACUUUACGGGCUCAAACCGACUGUUGGACGACUACCAUUCGAGGAGUCGAGCAAAUGGAAAUUUAUCGCACCGCCAGUGGCUGGUCUCCUAGCAUUCAGCCUCUCGACAAUCGAGACCUUCAUGGAUGGCAUCUUGUCUUGUGAGCCGUGGCGAAGUGAUCCGACGUUGCUGCCCAUCCCGUGGGGCAAGGAGCUCGCGGCCAAGCCCGACAAGCCUCUCAAGAUCGGAUAUUACAUCAAUGACAACGUCGUCCGUAUACAGCCGCCUAUUGAACGUGCGGUACGGGCUGUCGUUGAUAGCCUCACGGCUGCAGGGCACACUUUGAUCGAAUGGGACCCCACCUCGCUUGCUGAAGCUUACAAGGAUUGUACAACUGCCACAUUCGCUGAUGGCGGUGAGUCUCACAGGAUGCUGAGUGAGGCCAGCGGAGAGCCGUUAGCCAAAGGGCUUCUCGUUGGAACUGAAGAAGACAAACUCUCAGUUGCAAAGUCUCGCCAUCUGGCUGCCAAAAAGCUCAAGUAUGAGCAAGAAUACCUCAAGCGCUGGAACGAGGCAGGUGUUGACGCCCUCAUCACGCCGGUGGCACCCUGGGUCGGGAUGAGACCCAGAGUGUGGGCCAGGUCAAAGCCUCACGUCGAAUACACCUCGCACUGGAAUUGGCUUGAUUAUGCAGCCUUGACGAUCCCCGUAAUGCGAGCUGAAAGCGAUGGUGCCUCGAGCCAGCAGUGGACUGAUCAUGUCCCAUGUAACAAGAGCGAUGAGAUAAACUACCAGCUGUAUGAUUUUGAGCAGAUGCGCGGCAUGCCGGUUGGUGUGCAGAUUAUUGGAGGAAACCGCUGCGUGCUGGCGAAAGAGAACACGAUGACCAGUUCGCCGGCAUCGCCGCGACGGCGACAUAUCCUUUCGUCUGUCAAUCCCGGCGACAGUCACGAGAACACACCAGAGCCAACCAAGCGCAAAUCGCCGCCCGCUCCAACAGACGCAGGAGCAGAAGCGCAAGCGCAAGCAGAACCAGGCGACGGCGAAAACCUGCGACCUAGAUCAUCCCGCUUUCGGUUAAAAUCCAAAUAUUCAAAGUCGAGCCGAUCGCAUCGUCACCGCGACCGUGAACGUGGCCAUGAUCCAGACGCCGCCGACAAUGAUGAAUCCCGCUCAGAACACCGCCACAGUCGCCGCCACCACCACCACCACAGCAGCAGCCGGCGACAUCGCAGACGUUCACGGUCCCCGACGCCACCGAACCCCUACGAACCCCAGGCCCUCGACCCAGACGCCGCAUUCCGCGAAUCCCUAUUCGACGCGAUGGCCGACGACGAGGGCGCGGCAUACUGGCAGGGCGUCUACGGGCAGCCGAUACACGUCUACUCGAACGAGAGGCCAGGCCCAGAAGGCGAGCUCGAGCGGAUGACGGACGAAGAAUACUCCCAGCACGUCAGGCAGAAGAUGUGGGAGAAGACACACCAGGGCUUACUAGAAGAGAGGGCCCGUCGGGAAGAAGCACGGAAACGCAAAAAGGAAGAGGAAAAGGUGAAUAGGAAGCUUCAAGAAGACAUGGAGCGGAGCCUGCGUCGCGGGGAGGAGCGGCGCAAGAAGAGAGCAUGGGUCCAGCUGUGGGAAGAGUACACACGAGGCUGGACGGAGUGGGCCAACAACGUGGACAAGAUUCCCUGGCCCGUAGAAAGCGGUCGACGUAGAGACAUUAACGAAAAGGAAGUCCGGCGGUUCAUCGUCAACGGGCUCGGGCUGGAGGAUAUUGGCGAGAAGGAGUUCGCUGCGAAGCUGCGCGAGGAGCGCGUGCGGUGGCAUCCCGACAAGAUGCAGCAGAAGCUUGGCGGACAGGUGGACGACGAGGUUAUGAAGGACAUUACGGCGAUUUUCCAAAUCAUUGAUAAGUUAUGGGCAGAUACCCGGUCGAAGGCGUAA